AUAUAUAUAUAUAUAUAUAUAUAAUCCUAUUUCACCCUAAUACAUCUAAUCUGAAUAUUUUGUAAUCUUUUAUUCUCAUCCUUAACUUUAUGUUCACAUUUUUGUUUGCAAUAUCCACUAUGUAUCUAUCACUUUUAUGCUUUGCCACAACUGUAAUCCUUCAUGGUCAUGCCAAUAAAGCUUAGCUGAUUUUGUGUCUGAUAAACAAAGAAAGAGCGAGGGAGAGAACUGAAUACACAAAUGAUAGUGAGAGAGGUUACUUAGCAACCACAGUGGUGUUAAGCUAAAACAAACCAUAACACCACUGUGCAAUGGUGUGAUUGAAUUCAGAGAUAAUCCGCCACAACACAUCUUCACCCAAAAGAACAUGUUGUACGUGAACAGAAAUACAAUGUGAUAUUAAAGGUAAAUACUCCAAGGUCUUUCAGUCAGAUGUUUGCAGCACCAGGGGAUAGAGAAAAAACUGCAUCUCAUUUCGGCUUCCUUGCAGACUAUUGUUCAGAAGUGAAGACUAUGGCUCCCAGAGCUGCUGCUCUCACUCUAUCAGAACUGAUGGAAGUGUUACAUACUUCCUUCAAUUCUUUCCUCCUGGGACCAACACAAAGUGCUCCCGUCAGAGAACAACACUGCAUGGCAAGAAAGAUAGAUGAAAAGACCUAUGAGAGAACAGAGGUCGUCCCAGCAGUCUUUUGUGAAUGCCUCAGAGAGAGCCGCACACACUGGGAUAGCUAGGAGAAUGUUUCUGUGGUCCGGAAGCAAAGGAGCUCAAGGAUCAGGAAGUGAGAGAAGCAGGACCAUUUACCAGAAGAUUCGUGAGUAUGAUGUUUUGGAAAAGAGGAGGACAGUCACAGCGCUAAAGGCUGGAGAGGACAGAGCCAUUCUCUUGGGCCUCAGCAUGAUUCUUUUCUCUGUCGUGAUGUACUUUGUGCUAGGCAUCACAAUGGUGCGCUCUUACUCAGACAGCGUUUGGACAGAGGAGUCAAAUUGCACAGUGCUGAACUCCAGUAUAAUUGCUGAGAUUAACUGUAACUACAGUUGCGGCUCUGAGUGCAGGAAGAGCUCCAGGUUUCCCUGCCUUCAGGUAUAUGUCCGUCUGAAUUUCACCGGCAAAGUUCUGCGGCUGUCAUACAAUGAGGAGACCCAUGAGGCCCACCCUCAGUGUUUUUACAUCCCAAAGUGCCGCAAGGAUCACACACUGAUGCACAGCAUUGUGAUGAACAUCUCAGAGCGACUGAAGAUGCACCAACAGGUUUUGUGUUACUAUGACCCCUCAGAGCAGCAGGACAGCGUCCUCCUGACACGUCUCUAUGGCCACGGGGCCAUCAUUAGCUCUCUCCUCUGGCCCACAUGCAUGCUGGUGGGGGGCACGCUCAUCAUCGCAAUGGUGAAGCUCACUCAGUACCUGUCCCUUCUGUGCGAGCAGAUCAGCCGCAUUAAAAGGAUGGGGCUCUAUCCCCUAACAAGAGCUUCUCACACCAGGGUCUGCACUCUGAAGUUUAAUGGUGGCAUCCAGGAUGGGGUUUGAAUGGAGGUGGCAUGUUUUCUAGCGAAGUGUUUCUGCUCUCAUGUGGUCUUCCUCUCAGGCUCCAUUAACCUUGUUAAUCUGCAGAGUUGUAUUAAUAAGGCUGAAGCAAUGCUGUGAUUGGGAACUUCCUGUACAAUUGAGUUCAGGCUCAAUAGAGCUUCUAGUGGCUGUAGAUGGAACUUCUUACAAUAAGACUGGGUCAAGUCCAAUCCUGAAACUCAAGGGUCAAAAUAUGUGGUCAUGUUGUGGGGUGUUGAUUACACUUUCUGACCAACAGAUCAAAGACUCCAUUCCAAGAAGAUGCCACUGUGUAGCGAUAUGUCUUGACCAGCUGACGCUUAUGUAAUCACAGAAAUUGUAAGUAGUAUGAAUAUGCUACUUCCAUCAGCGGUGACUGCCGUCAUUCAUGGCUCUUUGACAAACACCUGUGGAUCUCUUCAAAACCAAAGGUCAUAUGUUGAUAUGUGUGUGAAUAUACUGUAACUCCUAAAGGGAUAGUUCACUCAAAAAUGAAAACCCUCAUUUUGAACCUGCAUGACUUAAUUUCUUCUAUGCAAAUAAAUAAAUUAAUAAAUAAAAAUUUCUAACACUUUACAAUAAGGUUUCAUUUGUUAACAUUAGAUAGCUAAAUUAGUUAACACGAAGUGCUGUAACAAUGGACAGUAUUUCUACAGUUGUUAAUAGUUAAUUUCUACAUUUACAAGUACACUUUUUUAAAUCAAAAGUUGUAUCUCUUAACAUUAGUUAAUGCACUGUGAACAAACAUAAACAAGCAAUGAUCAAUUGUAUUUUUAUUAACUAAUUAAAAAAAAAUAUAUAUUGCUAAGUUAUUUCAUUUUAACCAAUCUAAUGUUUACAAA
Cyprinus carpio (common carp) is the source of this 2385-nucleotide messenger RNA. Its product is annotated as calcium-activated potassium channel subunit beta-2-like. Gene Ontology annotation, molecular function: calcium-activated potassium channel activity; potassium channel regulator activity. The record is from RefSeq and is a predicted model, not a curated record. Gene Ontology annotation, cellular component: membrane; voltage-gated potassium channel complex. Gene Ontology annotation, biological process: detection of calcium ion; potassium ion transport. Lineage: Eukaryota; Metazoa; Chordata; Actinopteri; Cypriniformes; Cyprinidae.